Molecule: messenger RNA, 467 nt
Organism: Erpetoichthys calabaricus (reedfish)
Lineage: Eukaryota; Metazoa; Chordata; Cladistia; Polypteriformes; Polypteridae
Product: histone H2B 8-like
Exons: 1
Coding region: 44-421 (125 amino acids)
Cellular component (GO): nucleosome
Molecular function (GO): structural constituent of chromatin; DNA binding; protein heterodimerization activity
Source: RefSeq, a predicted model, not a curated record
GGAAAUUGCGCUAUUCAGUUUGUCAUCGCUACACUCUACAGCAAUGCCUGAGCCGAAAGCCGCUCCUGCGCCUAAGAAGGGCUCUAAGAAAGCCGUUUCUAAGAGCCAGGCGAAGGGAGGAAAGAAACGCAGAAAGACCAGGAAGGAAAGUUAUUCCAUCUACGUGUACAAAGUACUGAAGCAAGUUCAUCCUGAUACGGGAAUUUCUUCUAAGGCAAUGGGAAUCAUGAAUUCGUUUGUGAACGACAUCUUUGAGCGCAUCGCCGGAGAAGCUUCUCGGUUGGCUCACUACAACAAGCGCUCCACCAUUUCUUCCCGGGAGAUCCAGACUGCUGUGAGGCUCCUGUUACCGGGAGAGCUGGCUAAGCACGCCGUGUCCGAGGGCACCAAAGCAGUUACCAAGUAUACCAGUUCCAAGUAAACUGAAUGACUUCUGCUUAGAACCAACGGCUCUUUUCAGAGCCCCC